AUGUUUCGUCAAAUCGGAAGAUCCGUUCCUUCCCCAUCAUCAAUAUCGUCACCUAUCCGGCAUCGCAAACCCGCCGACACAUUCCCACGCCUCUCUAAAGUCAAAGUCGGAUCUGCGGCUAAGACGACAACGACGACGACGCCCCUUCGCCUGUUCCGAUCCUUGGCCCUGAAGCCGCGCACAGGGCCCAUCCCACGUUCCCUCGUCCGCCCUCCAACCUUCACACCCUCUCUCGCGGCGAACAGAUCCUUCAGCACCGCCAUCGCCACUCGCAGCACCGCCACCAUGCCACCCAAGGAUGCUGCCAAGGACGCGGCCGGUCCCAUCCAGCUCGAAAACACCUCGAAACGUGAUUUCCUCCAAAAGCUCGAAAAGGAGUCGCAGGACUUUUGGGCGCAGCAGCAUGUCUUUGACGUCAACGCGCCCACUCAGGAUGACGGUCUCAUUGACCUGACGCCCGAGGAGGUGCGCGCCAAGUACCCCAAGUGGUUCGCCACCAUCCCAUAUGCCUACAUGAACGGCUCGCUCCACCUCGGUCACGCAUUCACGCUCUCCAAGGUCGAGUUCGCUGCCGGUUACGAGCGCAUGCAGGGCAAGCGUGCUCUGUUCCCUUGGGCCUUCCACGUGACAGGUAUGCCCAUCCGUGCGGCUGCCGAUAAGCUCGUUCGCGAGAUCGAGCUGUUCGGUGAAGAUUUUUCUGGAUACAAGGACCCAGCAGACGAGGCAGAGCAGGAGGAAGCACCCGAACCACCAGCGCCCACCGCCAACACAUCGAGCGCCACCAAGACCAACGUCGCAAAGGCGACCAAGGGCAAGCUGGCGGGAAAGGACACAGGUCUCAAGUAUCAGUUCCAGAUCAUGCUCAACUCGGGUGUGCCCAAGGACGAGAUCAAAAAGUUCGCCGAUGCCAACUACUGGCUCAGCUACUUCCCUCCCAUCGCCAAAGCCGACUGCACCGCAUUCGGCUCUAGAAUCGACUGGCGACGUAAUUUCAUCACCACCGACGUCAACCCGUACUACGACAGCUUCGUCCGAUGGCAGAUGAACAAGCUCCACGCCAUGGACAAGAUCAAGUUCGGCGAACGUUACACCAUCUACUCGCCCAAGGACGGCCAGCCGUGCAUGGACCACGACCGAUCGGACGGUGAAGGUGUAGGCCCACAAGAAUACACUGGUCUCAAGAUGGAGCUCGUACAGUGGGGUGCGCUCGCUGCACCGGAGCUCGACGCCAAGCUGCAGGGCAAGAACGUCUACUUUGUCGCCGCCACGCUCCGUCCAGAGACCAUGUACGGCCAGACCAACUGCUACGUUGGACCCUCGAUCGACUACGGCGCCUUCCAGAUCAACGACACCGACGUCUACAUCUGCACCGAGCGCGCCGCUCGCAACAUGGCUUUCCAGGGCAUCACCAAGGAGCGCGGACAGGUCAACUCGCUCGCCACCGUCAAAGGCUCGCAGCUCGUCGGCACCAAGAUCAAGGCUCCCUUUGGUCUCUACCCGGAAGUCUACGUGCUGCCCAUGGAGACGGUGCUCGCCACCAAGGGUACCGGUGUCGUCACCUCGGUCCCCUCGGACUCGCCCGACGACUACGCCACGCUCAUGGAUCUGCGCAAGAAGGCCGAGUACUACAAGAUCGACCCGCAGUGGGCCGGCUUGGAUCCCAUCCCCGUCAUCCGCACCCCCGCCUACGGCGACAUGACCGCCGAGACGCUCGUCAAGCAGCUCAAGAUCCAGAGCGCCAAGGACAAGAACCAGCUCGCUGAAGCCAAGGAGCUCGCCUAUAAGGAAGGCUUCUACAACGGAACCAUGCUCGUCGGUUCGUACAAGGGCGAGCCGGUGCAGGACGCCAAGAACAAGGUGCGCGACGAGAUGAUCAAGGCCAAGCUCGCAUUCGCCUACGCCGAGCCCGAGGGCAAGGUCAUCAGCCGAAGUGCCGACGAGUGCGUUGUGGCGCUUUGCGACCAGUGGUACAUGGACUACGGCGAGGAGUCGUGGAAGGCCCAGGCCAGCAAGCUCAUUGCACAGAUGAACACGUUCGGAUCUGAGGUGAGGAACGCGUUCGAGGGUACAAUCGACUGGCUCAAGCAGUGGGCCUGCGCUCGUUCCUACGGUCUCGGCUCGAAGCUGCCGUGGGACCCUCAGUACCUGGUAGAGUCGCUCAGCGAUUCCACCAUCUACAUGUCCUACUACACCAUCGCACAUCACCUGCAGGGAGGCGUCGCUGACGGCAGCAAGGUCGGUCCGAUCGGCAUCAAGGCCGAAGAGCUCACCGACGACAUCUGGGACUACAUUCUCGGAGACGCCGCUUACCCCACCGACACCACCAUCCCCAAGGAGAAGGCCGAGGUGCUGCGACGCGAGUUCCGCUACUUCUACCCCAUGGAUCUGCGUUCGUCGGGCAAGGAUCUGAUCCCCAACCAUCUCACGUUCUGCGUCUACGUACACUCGGCGCUGUUCCCCGAGCACCACUGGCCGCGCGCCAUCCGCGCCAACGGCCACCUCAUGCUAAACGGCAAGAAGAUGUCCAAGUCGACGGGCAACUCGCUGAGUCUGCGCCAGUCGGUCGAAAAGUUCGGAGCCGACGCCACGCGUCUCUCGCUCGCCGACGCCGGUGACGGCAUCGAGGACGCCAAUUUCGAGGAGAAGACGGCCAACGCCAACAUCCUGCGUCUGCACACGCUCAUCGAGUGGUGUGCCGAAGUGGUGGCCAACAAGGACAAACUUCGAUCGGGCGCCAAGGACACGUUCUGGGACAAGUCGUUCGAGAACCAGAUCAACAACCUGAUCCAGCUGACCAACGAGGCGUACGAAAAGUCGCUGUACAAGGACGCCACCAAGUUUGGGUUCUACGAGCUGCAGACGGCGCGCGAUCUGUACCGCGAGGCGACGUCGGAUGUGGGGAUGCAUGUGGAUUUGGUGCUGAGGUGGAUCAGGACGCAGGCGCUGCUGAUUACGCCGAUCGCGCCCCACUUUGCCGAGCACGUGUGGCGCAACUUUUUGGGCGAGCAGAGUUCCAUUCAGACGGCGAGGUGGCCGGAGGCAUCGGCGCCGGUGGAUCACUCGAUCACCGAGGCGCUGGCGUACGUUUCGGGUACGGUCAAGACGGUUCGUGACGCCGAGAUCCUGCUCACCAAGAAGGCCAAGGGCAAGAACGCCACCGCUCCAGCGGUCAAGUACAACGAGCGUGCGCCCAAGGAAUGCCGUAUGUUUGUAGCCAAGCACUUCCCCUCGUGGCAGGACAAGUGCGUCUCGGUGGUGCAGGAGCACUACGACGCCUCGACGGGCUCGUUCGACGACAAGGCGAUCCGCGAACAGCUCGCCAAGGACGGAAUGCUCAAGGACAAGAAGGUGAUGAACUUUAUCGUCACGUUCAAGAAGCGCAUCGGCGAUUUCGGUGCGGAGAGCGCGUUCAACAGGCUGCUUCCGUUCGACGAGGUGGCGACGCUGAAGGCGGCGAGCGGGUACUUUAAAAAGACGAUGGGUUUCAAGGAGAUCCACGUGUAUUGCAUUGAGGAGGAGAGGGAGACGGUGGAGGGGCUGGACGGGGUGGAUGCAAAGCUGCUGGAGGUCGCCGAGCCUGGACAGCCGAGCUUUACGUUCUUCAAUACGGAGGCGUGA
Messenger RNA from Pseudozyma hubeiensis SY62, 3618 nucleotides. RefSeq lists its product as hypothetical. The transcript has a single exon. Gene Ontology annotation, biological process: leucyl-tRNA aminoacylation. The coding region runs from base 1 to 3618 and encodes 1205 amino acids. The record is from RefSeq and is a predicted model, not a curated record. Gene Ontology annotation, molecular function: aminoacyl-tRNA deacylase activity; ATP binding; leucine-tRNA ligase activity. NCBI's taxonomy places the organism in Eukaryota, Fungi, Basidiomycota, Ustilaginomycetes, Ustilaginales, Ustilaginaceae.